Molecule: messenger RNA, 489 nt
Organism: Echinococcus granulosus
Lineage: Eukaryota; Metazoa; Platyhelminthes; Cestoda; Cyclophyllidea; Taeniidae
Product: antigen protein
Exons: 3
Coding region: 1-489 (162 amino acids)
Molecular function (GO): protein binding
Source: RefSeq, a predicted model, not a curated record
AUGGCAUUCCAGUUAUGUCUCAUUUUGUUUGCGACUUCAGUUUUGGCUCAGGAAUACAAAGGAAGGGGCAAGACAAAGACAACAGAGAGUCCGCUCCGUAAACACUUCAGUUUGACUCUUGUGGGUUCUCAGGGCAUUCGCUUAAGUUGGGAAGUCCAACACUUGCCUAGCCUCCAAGGAACAAAUAUUUCCCUAAAAGCGGUGAAUCCUUCUGACCCCCUAGCCUACAAGAGACAAACUGCACCAUUCCUAGUCGGACAACUCACUCUUGGCGGGCUGAGGCCCUCCACAUUAUACGAAAUCACUGUAGAAGCGAUGAGAGCGAAAGCGGCCAUUUUGAAAUUCACCGAAGACAUAAAAACACUCCGCAUUGCUCCACGUCUCGUUUACAUGGGCGAGAAAGAAAGCACCGUAAUGACUAGUGGAUCCGCCUUAACAUCCGCAAUCGCCGGUUUCGUAUUCAGCUGCAUAGUAAUUGCCCUUACUUGA